Mustela lutreola (European mink) is the source of this 1278-nucleotide messenger RNA. It is a transcript of the gene SERPINB12, whose product is annotated as serpin family B member 12. NCBI's taxonomy places the organism in Eukaryota, Metazoa, Chordata, Mammalia, Carnivora, Mustelidae. Gene Ontology annotation, biological process: negative regulation of endopeptidase activity. The coding region runs from base 1 to 1278 and encodes 425 amino acids. The transcript has 7 exons. Gene Ontology annotation, molecular function: serine-type endopeptidase inhibitor activity. The record is from RefSeq and is a predicted model, not a curated record.
AUGGACUCUCUCGUGGCAGCCAACACCAAAUUUUGCUUUGAUCUUUUCCAGGAGAUAAGCAAAGAUGAUCCUCAUAAAAACAUCUUCUUCUGUCCUCUAAGCCUCUCAGCUGCCCUUGGCAUGGUCCGCCUGGGGGCCAGAAGCGAGAGUGCACAGCAGAUCGACCAGGUACUACACUUCAAUGAAUUUUCCCAGAAUGAAAGAAAAGAACCCGACCCCUGUCUGAAAAGCAAAAAGCAGGAAGUGCAGGGGGACAGCCCUCUGGAGGCACAGAAAGAAACAACGGAGCCUCUGACCCUACAGGAUGAGUCUUCCAGUGAUGAGAGUGGACUGCUCAGUUGCUACUUCGGGAAGCUUCUCUCCAAGAUAGACAGGAUCCGGGUUGAUUACACCCUAAGUAUUGCCAAUAGGCUUUACGGUGAGCAGGAAUUCCAGAUCUGUCCGGAAUACUUAGAUGGUGUGAUUGAAUUUUACCACACGACCAUUGAAAGUGUUGAUUUCCGGAAGGACUCCGAGAAGUCCAGACAACAGAUUAACUUUUGGGUUGAAUCUCAGUCCCAAGGUAAGAUCAAGGAACUCUUCAACAAGGAUGCAAUUGACAGUGCGACGGUGCUGGUGUUGGUGAAUGCUGUUUACUUCAAGGCCAAAUGGGAAAAAUAUUUUGACCCUAAAAACACAGUUGAUGCCCCUUUCUCUCUAAAUGAGAAUGAAAAGAGGACUGUGAAGAUGAUGAACCAAAAGGGCCUGUUUCGAAUUGGUUUCAUAGAGGAGUUGAAGGCACAGAUCCUUGAAAUGAGGUAUACCAAGGGGGCACUCAGCAUGUUCGUCCUGCUGCCUUCUUGCUCUGCAGAUAAUGUGAAGGGCCUGGAAGAGCUUGAAAGGAACAUCACUCAUGAAAAAAUAGUGACCUGGAGCAGCUCAGAGAAUAUGUCAGAAGAAACAGUAGACGUCUCCUUCCCGCAGUUCACCCUGGAAGAUAGCUACGAUCUCAAUUCUAUUCUACAGGACAUGGGCAUCACGGAUAUCUUUGAGGAAGGGAAGGCUGAUCUUACUGGAAUCUCUCCAAGUCCCAAUUUGUACCUUUCAAAAGUUUUCCAUAAAACCUUUGUGGAGGUGAAUGAAAAUGGCACCCAGGCAGUUGCUGCCAGUGGGGCUGUUGGCACAGGAAGGUCCAUACCUUCCUGGGUGACGUUUACUGCCGAUCACCCUUUUCUCUUUUUCAUCAGACACAACAAAACCCAAACUAUUCUAUUCUAUGGCAGGGUCUGCUCUCCCUGA